GACUCGCGCGCGGAGCACGCUCAUACGAUAUCUGCGCGCGCAGCUGUCAAACUCGAAGUGACAGAUCGGGACCGCGUGUGGCUGGAAUGCGUUCGAAUUUUUGAAAAUGGAACGUCACGCGACUCAUAAAUUUGUCGUGGACCUCACUUAACUUUUUUUUUUCAUAAGAUUUUCUUUCUCUUUUAAAGGGGAUUAGGCAAAGCUAUAAUUUUAUAAAAUUCAAAUAUGUAGGGUUUUAAGGAUGAUACGACAUUGAUUCACUUUAUUGUACUAGUGAUUGUGUCGGAGUGUUCUGAAUUCAGUGCUAACUGUUCUCUAGGUCUACAUAAUUUUGUUUAGUUACAAGGUUACAAGGGCGUGAAUUUUUGACUUGUUUAUUACAAGUGUGAACUGAAAAAGUGUGAACUGUUGAUUUGUCUAAGAAGUAGUGCCGGCUGUAUUUAUCCUUAUAAUUUUUACCUAAACAAUAUUCAGCAAUUGAAAGGAAUUGUUUACAUAGUAUUAUUGGUGAGAGGCUGGUGAAGCUGGAGUGGAGGACAGGGUCGCGCUAAUGAUGCGAAGGGCGCGGGCGCGGGGGGACGCCAGCCAGAGCGUGCCACUACCACAUCUACCGCCGCCAUCCAGCCAUCAUGUUCACCAGAUUCGACCAGGGCAAAUCAACGAAAGGCGCAAGCAAACUACGGCGGGAUCUCAUCAAUGCAGAAAUAGCGAAUCUUCGAGAUCUCCUGCCCCUGCCGCCGUCCACCAGACAGAGACUGUCCCAACUCCAACUGAUGGCUCUUGUCUGUGUGUACGUCAGGAAAUCCAACUACUUUCAACAAGUAUUCAAACGCUUUGACAUCAAUCAACAGUCAUCAUCGGCGCCUAAUUUUGGAUUUUCCAAGGCCCUGAACGGCUUCCUGAUGAUGAUGACGCAGAAUGGCAAACUCCUCUACAUUUCCGACAACGCGGCCGAAUAUCUCGGACACUCGAUGGAGGAUCUUCUAAUCCACGGUGAUAGCGUCUACGACGUGAUAGACAAACAAGACCAGCAAGCGGUGAGGACGGAACUGUCCCGAACACCGACUGAUGGCGAGGACAGGGUGUUCCUAUGUCGGAUGAAUGUCGCCAGAAAUGCUAGGAGGCAGAUGCGGUUCGGAGAUCAAAAAGUGGUGCUAGUCCGUGGCCAUUACGUGUCGUACCUGCCGCUGUGCAGCCGUAACGAGCCAGUGUUCCUGGCGGUGUGCACGCCGCUCGCGAUGCCCGAGACGCGCGAGUGCGUCGUACACGGCGCCACCAACGUGUUCACCACCGUGCACGCGAUGGACAUGAAGAUACUACACAUCGACGCCAAUAGUGAGUGGCACCUUGGCUGGGAGCGCAGUUCGCUGCAUGGAGUCAGCUGGUACCAUCUCCUGCACCCUGACUGCUGUAAAGAAGCCCAGAGUAAACAUCGAUUAAUUACCCAAUCGGAACAGGAGCGCUCAUGUAUCGCCCUACUUCGGCUACAACGGCGUUCAGGACAGUUCCUCUGGGUUCACGCUGUUCUCCAGCUCAAGGACAAUCUGGAGAACUCACAGCGGCCUGUUAUUGUUUGCACCAACCAGGUGUUGAGUGAACAAGAAGCAACCGUUAUGAAAGCCAACCCUUGGCUCUACCACUACUACGCCGUGCAGUCCAAACUGCAUUAUGGUUUGGCCUAUGAAGCUGCUACAAGAAUGUAUGGCCCUCCACCCCCUGACAUCCAGGUCUACCCUCCGACCAUGCAAUAUACUCCAACACCUCCCGUCUGCAUCAACGGAAACCAGCCCGUCAUGAUGCCCAAUCCUGGACUCCAGCCGCAUAUACCCCACGUUCCACAUUUGACACCUAUGCACUACGCAUAUGAAAGGCCGGAAAAUGGACCUGUGGAUUACUCUGUGUCGCUACAGGAUAAUAGGUACCACACUAUUCGAAUAGAAGAUACGAGGAUCCAGCCUAAUGCGAAACGGAAAGCAAAAAGUCCUGACGAUAAACCAGACACACCCAUAUCCAAUAUGUCUCCUCGAUGCACCCCCUCCACGGUAACAUCUGGAGACACGUUAGUUGCAGUAUCAACAGGAUCCAUAGCGAGUAGAAGACCUGGCUCCAAAAAUUUUAAUAUAACAGAACCAGAAAUGGUCGAUCAGUGGAAUCCUAGUCCAACGUGGUCAGAAUCUGCUCUGCAGAAAGUACCAGAUGUGUGUCACCAAGACCUAAGUCCAUAUGUAACAACCACGCCCCCUACGCCGUCUGGUACUCCUACAGCGUACGCUCAUAACUAUAGUCAUACUUUUGUGUUCGACUGGUCACCUGAGCAAUAUGUUCCUCAUACUAACAAUAGAUGUAACACUGUAACGACAGAAAGUUCCUAUCAGCAAUGGAAUAGAAGUCAAAGAACAUUCGCGAACGCCGAGAGCUCAAUAGAUGAGAAUUGCAAUCCUAAUAGAAUAAGCUUACCACUGAGGGCCAGUAAUCCACCGCCAGCGUAUAACGCAAACCGGGAGGGGGAUAUUCUUAGAAGGCAAAUUGAUCGUCCACAUCCAGAUUCACCGGACGCGAAAAAGCCCGCAUUAUAACUAUAACAUAAUUAUCUAUAAUUUCAUUUUAAAUAGUUGAAUAUAAUAAUUUGUUACCCUACUUUAAUAAAUUUUAUGUAAGUACUUAAUGUAGAAAAAGCUCUGGAACUCUCCUGUGAUCUUCGUGUCUAUAAGUUUUUGUAAAAUAGGUAGGUAGAUUGUAUAUUUUUACUUUUUAUAAACGAUGUAAUAUGUACAAAUUGUUUGCGUUUAGUUUACUUAUCUAGUUAUUUGUCACAUGCAAUGUGAUUUAUGUAUACGAAAAUAAAAGAAUAAUGUAAAUAAAGUUGAAAAUUUACAGCCAGAUAAUUUUAUUUUCACACAAUUUUAUUAUCUUAAUUGACCUUCGUGCACCGUAAUAUUUUCUAAAAAGCCAUUUAAAAACCGGCCUAUUUCAAACCCUUAUUAGCGGAUAGAAGGUUCUGUAAAUAAAUAGAUUUUUAUUUAAAUAGUUGAACCAAAACUUUUUGUGAACACAAACAUCAUCUAGUGAAAGAAAUAUAGUCAUUCAGUUAAUUACUUCAUUUGAUUAACUUUCCUGGUUAAAAUGUGCAUAUGUGGUAUCAGUUUCAAUUCUUUCAGAUUUAUUGGCUCACAAACUCAAAAAUUUUUUGCUAAUACGAUACGGAACCUUAAAAUCUCGUAUACUAAGUGCAAUAUUAGGUAUUUUGAAAAAUCACUUUUUCAACUAUAUUUCAUUAUACAUAUACUAUAAUGUACAAUACUUUGUGUUCCUGUUCUGUAAUUUAAUGGUAAACUAUUUUGAACAUUCCUAGAUACACGUGUAUAUGCCUAAUUUACUUGAUAUUUUGUUAUAUGUAAGAGUUAAUUGAUACCCGAACGAAAAGUUUCCUUUCAAGAUAUACCUGGUAUAUCUGUCUAAGCUAACUAAAUCAUUCUAAGUAUGCGAGGUAGGUAGGAAACUGAUAAACCAGUAUAAAGUUCUGAGUGAUUAGUGCGUUGAAAAAAGAAUUAUAUUGCGAUUGCAUUCACCUUUACUUCGACCAAUUUGAAUGGAAAUUUUAGUAUACCAAACCAUCAGUUACAAGUGCUGCUUAAUAUUUAAUAUUAAUAAUUUAUCGACGCAAACAUACACUAGCCACUCAGAAUGAUAGAGCAGAGAAGAAUAGAACAUUUAAUAUUAGAUAAUUAAAAAUCGUAAAUCAAGAAAUAAAUACUCUUUUUUCUAUGUCUACAGUAGUCACAUCAUGAGCUCCUAAAUAUUUUUGUUAACUAAUUAACAUUUUCGUUUUAUUAUUCUCUUUGUAUAUCCCUCAGAUCUUACCUCUUACGAUGUGUAGUUCUUAGUCAUGUAUUCUUGUCCUGUAGAUAUUUGCCUCUGCUUUGCUCUACUGCGUGGAAUCAUUAAGGUAUUCGUCCACUAUUUUACAAACAAAAAAAAAACAAGAUAUAGAAUCAGACAUUAAGGACAACACUAAAAAUAUUUGCACUGGUCUAUCAACGACUACCUUAGCGUACCUUUGAUAAUAAUACCUACUCAUACAUAAUACAUAAUGAUAUGAAUUAUCAUCUCUGUCUACCUUGCGGUUGUUAUAACAAGUAUUAUUAGCUAAGAACUCGUAUUCCGUCCAUUGUUAGAUAUAUUUUUUAUAAUUACAAAAUAUCUGCUUCAGUAGAAACUAGAUUGGAUUUAUUUUUGUACAAAAUAAUGUAUUAUAAAAAGCAGGUUUUCAUAAAUAAUUUAUGUUCGAUUAUUUGUUGAUUGAAUUAAAAA
Messenger RNA from Galleria mellonella (greater wax moth), 4311 nucleotides. It is a transcript of the gene dysf, whose product is annotated as PAS domain-containing protein cky-1. The coding region runs from base 630 to 2576 and encodes 648 amino acids. Gene Ontology annotation, biological process: regulation of transcription by RNA polymerase II. The record is from RefSeq and is a predicted model, not a curated record. Gene Ontology annotation, molecular function: protein dimerization activity; RNA polymerase II transcription regulatory region sequence-specific DNA binding; DNA-binding transcription factor activity, RNA polymerase II-specific. Lineage: Eukaryota; Metazoa; Arthropoda; Insecta; Lepidoptera; Pyralidae. The transcript is spliced from 12 exons.